This is a messenger RNA of Oryzias latipes (Japanese medaka), 1018 nucleotides long. RefSeq names its product olfactory receptor 6N2. Gene Ontology annotation, cellular component: membrane. Gene Ontology annotation, molecular function: odorant binding; olfactory receptor activity; G protein-coupled receptor activity. Gene Ontology annotation, biological process: G protein-coupled receptor signaling pathway; detection of chemical stimulus involved in sensory perception of smell. The record is from RefSeq and is a predicted model, not a curated record. NCBI's taxonomy places the organism in Eukaryota, Metazoa, Chordata, Actinopteri, Beloniformes, Adrianichthyidae.
AGAUUGGUGAGGUGUCGCAAAAACAACAAUAUUUUCUUUGUUACAUAUUGUAUAGAACUGGUUUGUUUUUAUUAAAUAACCUGGAAAGAGCCUGAUGGAGCUUGAAUUCAAUGUAUCACUAAUAACUCUGGAUGGAUUCAUAGAAAUAGAAAAGUACAGGUAUUUGUACUUUUUGAUUGUGUUUACUGUAUUUAUCCUAAUACUUCUCUGUAACUGUACUAUUAUUUUCAUUAUUGUUGUUCAGAAGAGCCUUCAUGAGCCCAUGUACAUUUUUAUUGCAGCUUUGCUAACAAACUCUGUUAUGUUUAGCAUGGCUGUCUACCCAAAGCUUCUGGUUGACAUUUUAUCGAAGAGGCAGAUCAUAACUUAUUAUGCAUGUUUUUUUCAGCAUGGUGUGUAUUACUCUUUGGGGGCGUCAGAAUUUCUGCUGUUGACAGCCAUGUCCUUUGACCGGUAUGUGUCUAUCUGUAAGCCUCUACAAUAUCAAUCUCUCAUGAGCAAAAGAAGGGUAACUGUUAUGUUGAUGCUGUCUUGGCUUUGGCCACUUUUUCAACUUACAGUGGCAAUUUCAGGAAAGGUUAUCAUUAAUCAAAGGCCCUGUAGCUUCAGUCUGGAAGGAAUUUUCUGUGACAGUGCUCUUCAAAAACUUCUAUGUAUAAAAUUAGAAGAACUUGCUGUUUUAGACAUGAUUAUACUUUUUAAUAUUACAGUCUUGCCUUCACUUUUCAUACUAUUUACAUACAUAAGGAUACUAAAAAUAUCAUAUCGAAGUUCUAAAGAAGUUAGAAGUAAAGCUGCACAGACCUGUUUACCUCAUAUGUUAGUUUUAGUAAACUUCUCUUGCCUGGGUUCUUUUGAAAUCAUUAUAGGUUUUUUUUGGUCUGAAUAUCCAAAAACUUUGCACUUAACAGUGAUAUUGCAGAUUAUAAUAUAUCAGCCCUUAUUCAACCCAAUCAUAUAUGGACUGAAAAUGAAAGAAAUUUCCAAACAUGUCAAAAUGCUCAUCAGGGGCAGGUGA